Acanthoscelides obtectus is the source of this 3714-nucleotide messenger RNA. NCBI's taxonomy places the organism in Eukaryota, Metazoa, Arthropoda, Insecta, Coleoptera, Chrysomelidae. The record is from the annotation of a GenBank genome assembly.
CACAUAGUUUCAAACAGGGGCAGCCUGAAAAUUUUGUUAAGCGUUAUCUUGAUUUCAGAACCAACCUUGGUAUACUACUGUCGAUGGAAACUGGUUCACCAAACUGGCACCGCAUCGUGCAAACUUUGGUUUGAUUGACCAGGUGGCUGCACUGGUGUGGAUCCAAGAGAACAUAGCCGAGUUUGGGGGAGAUCCAAAGCAAGUCACAUUGAUGGGUCACAGUACAGGGGCGGCUUGUGCUUCUUUGCUCAUGUUAUCUGACAUGGCGACUGGGGAUGGCACCAAAGACAGGCUUUUCCAUCGUGCGAUUCUGAUGUCAGGCACAUCCUUAGCCGAUUGGGCGAUGGCUUCGAACCCGGACGAGACGACCCAGAAAGUGCUGCGUGAACUAGGCUGCAACUCAUCCCAUUAUGAUCAGGAAGCAUGUCUACGCGGAAUCAGCUUGAACGAAGUCAUGCGAGUAGCCAGUUCGCUUGCCGGCUCCUUCGGACCUGUUGUCGACACUGUUGUGGUCACAAGCGAUCCGAAGGAGGCGAUGAAGAAGAAAGGAGAUAUUUUCAAAAAGUUUGAGCUGAUCUAUGGUGUCACUGAAAUGGACAGUAUACAUGCUCUUGGUCCAGUAUCCCUCAUCCAUGGUAUGCUGAAAAAGGAUAGAAACCAAGAAUUGAGAAAGUACAUCCAGACUAGAUGCGAAGUUCUGCCAGAGUCGUGCUUACGUACUACCCUCCAAGAAUACGGGUUCUAUGAGAAAGACAAAGACUUGGAAGAUUUUUCUGCCUCAUACCACGAACCACUGAGAGUACGAGAUGGUCUCUUGGACAUAUUGUCAGAUGCAUGGUACGUAGCCCCGAUAGUCCAGACUGGGAAGUACCACGCAAUGUUCAACAUCCAGUCGUACUUCUACGUGUACAAGUACAAGACGAUAGCUAAGGAUUACAUUAGGGGCAAGAGUCACAACGGCGAAGAACUGCCGUAUGUGUUCGGCGUGCCGCUGGGCGGACUGCACUUCCACAACAAUUACACCGACCAGGAGAGGCUCUUCUCCGAGAUCGUCAUGACCUACUUCUGCAAUUUCGCCAACACCGGGAAUCCCAAUCUUCCAAGGAAGAACAAGUUCAAGAACAUGAGUCCAGCAUACUGGUACCAAUUCGACGUGGAUUGGAAGGAGUUUGACCCACCAGAGGAAUGGUACCUGGAACUAGAUAUACCUCCACGCUCAAACCAACACUACAGAAGUAAAGAAGUCAAGUUCUGGACGACCGUCUUUCCCAAACUUGAAGACAACCACUCCUACAUGUCCCACCACAAAAACUUCCUAGAGGUCCAUGCGACCAGAAGGCCAUUUUAUAUACCCCCACCUCCUCCAGCCCAUAAGAAGAAUCCGUUGCCAUGGGAAAACUACCGUAGCAGUACCAGAAGACCCAUAGAGAUGCUGGGUAUCUACAGUGGUACAUCCAUUCCUCCCAGAAGAAGUGAAGUGUAUGGGACUAUAGAGGAUAUGGGACCUGAAAGACCUGAGAAUAUAGUGAAGACUGCUUAUGGAACUGUAUUAGAAGCUCCUCCUCAGGAAGUCAAGCAAGGAAGUAGUGCCAAUAUAAUAGCCAUAGUUGGGAGUAUAUUUCUUUUGUUGAACGUUGUUGUUCUGUUUGUUAUUUUAUAUUUCAAGUGUUACAAGAAGAAGAAGGGUACAGAGGUAAAGGCAGAUGAGGCAACUGAAACUACUGAAGGCGACAAGUUGCAAAGGGAAGAAGAAGCUUUCUUGUUGAAUGGAUGUAACAUCGUCAAGAUGAUGAGCAAGGCGUCCAAAAGUGAUGAUACUUAUGGCGCUGUUAAGCUAGAAACCAAACAAGAGCUCACUAGGCAAAUGUCAGCUAGUACCAUAGACGCACAUACAAAAGUAAGGGAUUGGAUCACCCAAGAAAUUAUUCAAAAGUACAGUCCAAAGUUCUGUAGAAGAGGUAAUAAUGCUAAAAAUAAAAUGAAUCUACCUCCAGAAGCAUUUUGCCUGCCAUUGGAUGCUGAAAACAAUUCCACACUGGGUAGAAGUCCAACAAGGCCUGUAAGCCCAGAAAGCUUGUGUAAAAGACAAGUAAUUGAAAUGAAGACUUCUACCAUCACGAGGCCGAAAAUCAAAGCUCCAAAAGUAUCAGUGGCUGUGGAUGCCACACCAGCUGCUAGAGGUCCAAGCGUUCUAGCGCAGCAGCCGAUAGAGCUCACCAAGUCUUUAGACUAUCCACACUUGAAGCCUGAAAUUGAGAUACCACUAAGAAGGUCAUUCACCUUGGAAGACUUUUCUUCGAAAAAAAUUGAUAUUAGAAAGGAACUACGCAAAAGCUCAACAAGUAUCGAUCUGGUGAACUAUCCCGAAACCGAGCCUACUGUGAUAAAAAUAGAGCAUCAUCACCACCAUUCAAGGUCAGAACCAGUUGAGGAUCUUGACUAUACGUUGAUGAGAAGAAUGAAAACCUUUGACCCAAGUUACGUGAAUGUGACUUCAAAAGAUGACGAUGAACCUACACCAACACCAUUGACACCUGCAGAGUCCCUAAUGACAAUAAAGAGAAGGAACUAUCCUAAGGUACUGCCUGAUUACCCAGGGAGGGAGUCAGUGCUCAACAAGAGGAGGUCUAUGCCUGCGCAUGGAUUGUUCCUGCCCAUCCCCGAGUCGUGUUCUUUUUCACAGCCCAAUUCUCCAACUUGCAGAGGUUGUACCAAGAUUCCUCCAGUGCCCCCUCCCAGAGUAUCGACACUUCCAAGGCAAACUGAGUCUCUACCGGAGUCCCUUCCUUUGCCGAGUUUCAUCUCAGAACCCACAUUGGCGGAAGAGCCUAACGAAGAACCUGAAAUAGUAUGCAACAACUUGUUCAUAGGUCCACUCAUACCUAAGAGUAGCAACAGUAGUAGGGAUGAGUUGGUAAACAGUAAAGGCGACCUCAAGAAUGAACCUGUCUACGAAAGCCUAAGGCCUAAGCCUGUCACGACUCCUACAAGUGCACAUGUAAGGCGGGAUCCAAGAGUGAUUGUGAAACCAAGCAUUAGCAAAAAGCCUAGUGAAGAUAAAGGGAAGCACAUACCAAGGGUUGUGGUACCGGAUAACCAACCUUACUUGCAACAUCACCUUAGAGAAGACAGUGGUAAGGAUAAAGAUCAUAAUAGGAAGAAGAGUCAUAUACCGAUGCUUGUGAAAUCAGUGAGUGCUAAUUUGAGCAAGGACUCAUCUAGUUCUGAGUCACCGCCUUCAUCAGAGGAGUCGGAUACGGGAACUAUCAUCAAAAAGGCUUCCCAAAGGACUUGGUAUGCGCAGCAUCAAUACGGAGAAACACCUCUCAUUUCAGAUAGGUGCUACUCAAUAGGCUUCUAUCUACAAGAUUUCACUUUACUUCAUGCUGCUGUAGAUGCACCAUUUACAUACAGGGAUGAAAGCGGCUUGAAGCAGCAUGAGAGGAUACGUUGCUAUGUUUUGGGCAACAAAGCAAAGUACUACCUUGUACAUAACAAGAAAGAAAUCACAUUUAGCGUGAUCGUCCUGAACCACAAGGCUAUUGCAUUCUACGUGUGCCAAGGAGGAAAAGGGACUGUACUGAUAUUUACCACGCAAAAGGAGCGAGAUGAGAAACUGAUAGCUGAAACAACCGAGGAGGCUAGAAAAUAUGUCGCGAUACCGACAUACUCGAAAAAUAUGGAGUGUAAUUCAACAGACUUGUAGUGCCUGGC